AACAAACAGUCCUCAGUUUGCCGUCGUCGUUGCCGUUGUCCGCAUCAUCAUCCGCAGCCGUCGUCCUGAACUCGGUGUGUCGUUCGUCGUGUUUGUCUGUGACACGGACUGUUGGAUGGGAUUUUUCAUUUUUUCUUAUGAUGGGUUGGUGAAGGAAAACGGACUUGAAGGUUGUUUGAAUCUUGUAAGGACCUUGACCAGAAAAUGUGAUCUUUCGGAAUGUCCGUUGAUUUGAAUUUGUGGCCUCGAGAAAUGGGAGAAGAACAUCUUUGAAAAACAGUUACUGUGCGAUGGGUUCGGAAUGAUUUGAAAAUAUGCCGUUCCAGGAAGGUUUCGUUUCAUCUCUCAAGGAUUAGCAAGGGUCCAGUCGGUGUUUACUGAAGAUUGAUCAUGGCCGAUUACAUCCACAAAAAGAAGCAAUGAACGCAGUUGGAGUGUACCGAGCGGCGGAUAGUCGACGUUGCAGUUAGAACUUCUGGCAUAUGAUGUUUUCGAGGAAAAUCAUGUGUCGUAUGCGGUGAAAAGACUGAGAGUGCAUCAUUAGAAGGAUAAGCCAUUAUUCAAGUGCAACCAGUUGUAGUGCGAUUAUCCUGGCUUUGAAAAGCGGUAGGAAAAGUGUGUCGUCCCAGCAGUGUGCGAAUGGAUACCACCUUCCAGUUUCUUGUUGUUGCUGCCUGCCGUCGCGGUGGGUGGGAUGGAACCGUGAUGCAGCAGCAGUACGAACGGUGCGCGGAGUGAAAAGUGAUUAAAGGUUCACUUGAAAGUUUUCGGUGCUUUUUGAAGUUUCAUCGAGGAGGGAUUUUUUUUAUCGGUGAGUGCUCCCGUUGAAUAUAUUUUCGGAUGGCUCGAGGUGAUGCCCCGACGAUUUGUUAUUAUUGUGUUGAAAAGGCGACCAGUUGUAGGGCUUGUGCUGUGGCCGACGGAACUUGUCAAAAGUCGAAACAAGAUUGAAAGUGUGCGAGAAAUGGCAAUUCCUGGAAGAACGUGAAAAGCACAACACCCUGCAGCCGUUCCUCCUGAAGUUGGUAAUAGCUUUUGAUUCCAAGAACUGGAUAUCUUUCGGGGCAACGAAGGCCGUCGUCGCCUUGGUCAUCGAUGGAACAUGGGGUGCGACAGAAAAACAGCGACGCGACGGUGACUGGGUGGGUGUGAAGUGAGAAUCGCUGCAAAGGAAGCCCACAAGAAGUGAAUAAUAAUGCGAUAAAUGAGUUAUGCUAAAAAUGUUAAUUAAUGCUACAUCAAAGUGAAAGUUAUAGUUGCCGGAAGCUGAUGGAGAUCCUACGCUGAAGACAUCAUCGUUUGGUUGGUCAAUCAAAUUCAGCAGACUGCACUGCAUAGUUAGGAUACUAGGAUUAAGACCACAUGAGGCUGGUCGCCAUCAGUGUGGAACCGCGAUGGGGAUAAACCGGCACACCACAAUUCGCGUUUUGCGCUGAUUUGAUUGAUGCAAAUGUUUUGCCUCAGUGGAGCGCAAUCGAACCGGAAGUGGGGGGAAUACUAAUCGGAUUUGAAGUGAGCAACCUGCAAAUGCAUGUGUACAUAUCGUAGGAAAAAUAGCGGCUUCGAACGAAAACAAUUAAAAUGCGAAUUGAUUUUCCGCCACUACUGGGGGAGGCUCGCAACGGGCCAGGCAAAUCCGUUUUUGGUGACGAUCGUGAGUGGCGGAAAUGAAACGAAAUCCAACUUUAUGACUUGAAUUCGACGCUGCUCUGCAUGCACGGAGGUUGGAGCCGGAAAUUGAUUUAGCGAAUGUAGGUAGUAGCUUUAAUUGCUACAGUGAGCGAGAAGAAGGGUGCGAAGAAGAAAAAAAGAGCGAGUGAGGAAUUGGAAUUAGAACCCAGACUGGAUUCGAAAAAGGGGAAAAAGCUGCUUUGAGGGUUGACCUGCCAAGAGCCAAUGCCGGUUGGAAAUGUCCCCUAUCACCAGCGAAGGAAGUACUCGCCCCAGAUUCCACCGGAUUACCAGUCACGAAUAUUGUUCGGUGAUUAUAUGCGAGAAAAUCGAACAUCGCGUGUGGGAGGAAGUAUCGCUGUGAGCGGAAGUGCAGGAUCACAGGCUCCAGUUUGCGUGGGGGGUGGUACCAGUGUAGGUAGUAGUGGUAGUGGAGCCUCUGUGUGCAGUGGGGAAGAACCGUACUCGAUAACGGGCAGUUCGGUAUCGUCGAUAGCUCAGGACACUUGUAAUAGCAACAUAACAUCGGUAGCAGUAGCGAGCAACACCGGCAGCAGUGGCAUUAGCAUCGGCCCCAACUGUAGCAGUGGCGGUGGCCAGUCGGGUUGUACCAUCGAGAGUACCGGUGUGAAUAGUGUCAAUAAUUUUGCCCCUAGUAAUAACGGUAAUAAUGGUAAUGGACCAACCUCACCGCUGACUGUGCAACAUCACCAGCAGCAGUUGGGUUCUGGAGUACAACAUCAACAGCAGCAAUACACGGUGCAUCGCAUUGUGCCACCAGGUGGCGCUGGUGGUGGUGGGGGAGGUAGUGUAGUGUCGGUUUCCAGCAGUGCUGUUGCUGUUAAUAAUAAUAUCAGUAAUAACAACGGUGGCGGUUUAGCUGCUGUCAUUGGAGGAUUAGCUGCUGGCGUAGGUGGACCACUGGCAACCUUCAGCUUAUCAGGUGCAUCAGCCAUCGUGAACAGGGCUAAUAACAAUGAUGCUGGCAGCACUAAUGACGAUUGCGACCACCAAAAUUCACCCGGCCCUGGUUCAAGUACAAACAGCUACACGAUAGGUGGUAGCAGCUUAGAUUUACAGUCCCAGCAGCAGGUUCUCCAGAAACAACAGCAAACAAGCCAACCGCAACAUCAGCCGCAGCAGCACCAGCAACUACAACUACAACAACAGCAGCUACAACAAUCAUCGAGUUUAUCAACUAGUAAUAGUCUAAUUAAUAACAACGGUAAUCAAAUUAGGGAUAGAGAUAGUACCAAUUACGUGAACGUGUCCUCGAUAUCGGCCCUCCACGCGUCCUCCAUUAGCAACAGCAGCAGCAACAACAACAACAUCGUCAACAAUAGCAGCACUAGUGCCCACAUCAACCAGAAUAGCAGUAGUUCCAGUAGUAGUACCAAUCACCACGUGAACCUAAUCGGCGCUUCUGUCACAGCAUCAGCUACAAUGACCACCUCGGCCGCGAUUUCGCCUCCUCGGCCGAUGCAGAAGGUGAUACCGACGGUAGUGUAUCUGAUGUCUCGCAUCGCUGUACAUAUGGAAAUAGAGGGUACCGCACAAUGCCCGGCUCAGGUGAUGCUGGCCGCGGCACUCGGCUGUGAAGAGUUAGGAAUAACCAAUAAGCUACUGGCGCAAAGUGUAUUCGGGCUGUGGAUGACCAGUCCGCUGCUGGAGGUCCAACUGAAGCCCCACCAUCGGCCGUACGCCGUUCGGGUGGCGUGGUCCAAACUGCUGGACAAGCACAGCCACGGGAACGAGCUGGAAAAGCUAUCGGACGAACCAAUGACCACUCUCAGGCGGAAUGUGUUCUUCUCGAAAAAGGACGAGGAAAAGAUCAAGGAUCCUCGGAUACUGGAGCUGUUGUACGAAGAGGCCCGACACAACGUUCUGCUGGGAAGAUACGUGAUGGAAUCGUCUCAUUCGAUAAUGCUAGGGGGAAUCCAGGCAAGGAUAGAGCUAGGGCCGUACAAUUCCCAUACGCAUUCCACUAGUUAUUUUAGAGAAAACCAAUUCCGCUUCCUGCCGGCGCAUGUGGCCAAAAGUUCCAGCUGGUCGUGGCUUCCAAUCAGUCGGCGAUCGUCGGCAGAAGUAAGACUGCUAGAGCAAUUCAAACGGGUACCAACGACGGCUACUACCAAGAAACUUAUGCGAAAGUAUUUGGAAUUCUGUUGGGCGUUACCAUUCUAUGGGGCUGCGUAUUUUCAUGGACAAGUGGAACAACCGGUUCGAGGGUUAACGAGCUUGAUGCAACAAAAGGAUCUCCCCGUGCUGAUAGCAGUGAACGAGCGGGGCAUCUUCGUGAUAGACCAGAUCGAAUGUACGUUACUGCUAGGACUCAAGUAUGAGGAACUUUCGUGGGACUACGCGAAACCGAGCAACGUGAACGAUCCGGAGUGUAUGCAGUGUAUAUUCCUGCAGUUCGCCGCAGUCGAGAACGGAAUUGCCGCCACCAAACUUAUGCAAAUCUUCACCCGCCAAGCUGCCAUGAUAGACGCCUUAAUAACCCACUUCACCGAUCAGGCCAAGCGGCGGAAAGAGAGCGGCGAGGGUGAGGUCCCCGCCGGAGAGAAUCCAUAUGAAGCGGAACCUAAUCCAAUCCAGAACAACGGCGUUGGAGUGCUGAGCAACAAGCUAUCGCGCCUGACUUUGGCCACAUUCGACGACGAAGGACGCUGCAUUGGCCAGAUGGGGUCGCUAUCAAUUAGUUAUUAACAUUUAAUUCUUGUCUAAGUGGAGAUCGUGUGUUGUAUAGUUUCUAACGUAGGGAUUACGAUUCACAUGUCAAGGAAGACAAAUGAAUGCAGACGCAGUGCAGGAAGAUGUUUCUGGUGAUACCCAACUUAACUAGUGAAUGUUCGAUAAAUACCGAUGUACGAAACGGAAAUCGCAGGAAACGAAAGCGUGAAAGCGAUACACUGGGUCUGGUUCCCAAUUUCUACUUUUCUUCCUCACUAGCGAAAUCUUAUCUAGUUAAAAGUUAUCAUAAACUGAAUUCAGAAUUCAACUCUCAGCUGUUGAUAUUCGCGUGAUAUUGUAUGAAACCGAUACAAAGAAUAGAACAAAAACCGCACUAACUUCCUCGUCACGUUGCUAUCAGAAUGCGACGUACCAAUAUAAUAAAAUUGUAAGUCGAACACGAAUUUACUUGUAAAUAGGUAUCCAACCGAUUGCUAUCUUUUUAACAGGAGGUUAAAUCAACAAAACCUUGUAAUCUUACAACAAACUAGUUCAAUAUUACACCAACAUAAUCGCAUUCAAUCACACUCCAUCACUUUCACAUGUAAAUCUAUUAGGUAAAGUCCGCAGAAACAACAAAACCCCACGCGUUCCCUUGUAAAACAAUGCCCCGAAUGAGUUGUGGAAGUAGACGCAUCCAGGAUGUAUAUUCUCACGUUUCCAAAACACAAAAUCACUAACAACUAACACAAAUAUACUUACACGUACACACAACUGAACAGAAAACCAAUAAAGAUUCGAACCAGUAUGGAAUUUAUUAGUCAACCAUGCGGCAGAGGUGAAGCGGUAGUAAAAGAAUAGGAAGAGAGACGAACAAGGAAUAGUAGAAAAGAAAGCAAAGUGGUCAAAUAAUUUUGAUAAGUUCAAUUUAAUAAGGAAAAUAUACCAAGUGAAUAUGUAAAUCUACCUUAUAUAUACCGGAUAAGAUAAAUAUAUAUUUAGAUAUUUUAUACUGAAAACAAGAAAAAGCGUCGAAAACUGAAGAGUGGUUCAGGCGACAAUGGAGAGAAACACGGCGAAUGAGGAAGAACUUUGAACAGGAAUGGAAUCGAACAACUGGAAUGGAAAUAGGAUAGAAACGAAACAUCGGAACUGAAUCGCCGAAUGGGAGUCAAUAACGGUAAGCUAAGGUAGUUUGAUCAGCAAUGCGAUAUUAUGAACCACAAAAUGCAUAGCAAAGAAAGGAAGACAAUGAAGAAAGCCAAGACAGAUUUGCGGCAGAGUAGUAGAGACGGGGGUAUUAGAAUGAACAAGAGAAAGAUGAUUAAUUUUGAAUAAAAAAGGUAUCUGUAAA
This is a messenger RNA of Aedes albopictus (Asian tiger mosquito), 5698 nucleotides long. RefSeq lists its product as uncharacterized. Gene Ontology annotation, cellular component: cytoskeleton; plasma membrane. Gene Ontology annotation, biological process: negative regulation of canonical Wnt signaling pathway. The transcript is spliced from 11 exons. The record is from RefSeq and is a predicted model, not a curated record. Bases 1897 to 4380 code for a protein of 827 amino acids. NCBI's taxonomy places the organism in Eukaryota, Metazoa, Arthropoda, Insecta, Diptera, Culicidae.